This is a messenger RNA of Podospora pseudopauciseta, 4605 nucleotides long. RefSeq lists its product as uncharacterized. Gene Ontology annotation, biological process: phosphorelay signal transduction system; phosphorylation. Lineage: Eukaryota; Fungi; Ascomycota; Sordariomycetes; Sordariales; Podosporaceae. The transcript has 2 exons. The record is from RefSeq and is a predicted model, not a curated record. Bases 1 to 4605 code for a protein of 1534 amino acids. Gene Ontology annotation, molecular function: phosphorelay sensor kinase activity.
AUGACGGAGAAUAGGACCGAGCAGUGUUUUCCUCUUCUCCCCACCACAAUUGUUUUGGAUUCACAGCAGUCUCCUCCUGUAUCUGCUCUCCCGCCAGCGCAGAUUCCCCCAGCCGCGACCUCGUCCCGUCGAGACAAUCCCGGACCGGUCGACUAUUUCUCUUGCCAGGACGACAGCAGCGAGCAGUUUGACGAGACCGGGGCGACCAUCGACGAGGUUGUGAGUGAGUGGACGGCAUCCUCGAUUAGCAGCCGGCAUGAUUCCGACGUAUCAACGCCAUUCUCCUUGACCCGAUCAUUGUUGGGUUUAGGUCCGCAAGUUUCAGCCGAUUUUGGAUUCUGGUCUCCCUCGUCGGCAGCGUCGUCCGAGCCACCCUCCAGGGCACCGCCAGGCGCCCUGGGAAAGAGGCUAUCUGGCGCGGAAUAUCGCCCAACCCAACCUUUAGGAUCUCCUCUGAAGAAGCCGCGCCUCACAUCGCUCCCGCCCAACCUGACCGGGAAGCCGCCCAUUGCGAAUCCCAACCUUUUAUCUCCCCUCUUUUUCUCAAACUCGGCGAGGGGGACGAGAAUGAACCAUCCACCCGGAUUUGCAGAUCCCGAGGCAGCGGCGUCGAUGAUGGGAACUCAAGAGGGUCAGGAGGGCUUCACUACUUUGCGUCUUCCCAAGUCAGUUACUACCGCCAGUCCUUCGAGAUCGUCGGGCACCCCUGGGAGUUGGUCGUCUGCGGAGCAAUCGAACCCGUCACGGAGCCCUGAUGGCUGGCCGCCAUCUAAUAUUGCCAGAUUACUCCAAGGCAUAGGGGUUGUCGAGUUGCUGGAACAAGACGAACGGCCGACGUUUAUGAUCGACCUCAAUGAACCAGCAAAUUUCGGCCCUGGACAACUGCGUAUAAUAUAUGUCAAUGCGGCGCUCAAGGCGUCUACUGAGCUGCUGGAGCGUUUGCAGAACGAGACGUCUGUCGGGGGGCAUACUACUGAGUUUUCACACUUCAAAUCCUGGGCUCUAACUCUUGUGCCGGACCGGCUUUCGCUCGAUGGAAGCACGGUUUCUCCUCCAUCAUGGGCGGGGAUGAACUGGUCAGCUUCCACCCUCCGACGUCGAUUUCGUGUGGUCCGUGGAAACGCCCAUCCUUUGGAGUCCAAGACGCCCACGCCACCCAGCUCCACGAAUCAACAGCAUCCAUGGGCUCAAAGCGGUCCUUGGACUGGCCGUGAUGUUUUCGCACCGAGAGAACGGGGUGAUUACUUUGGACCCGGUGCCGAGUCCCAAUUUCGUUCUUACUCGGAGCCUCGGAGCAGAGCUGGUUCGAUUGCCGACACGGUGGUUCAGUCUGUCGACGACAUGGCGCUCGUGACGCCGCCCCCGCUCAUGUCUGCGCCCCUGCCUCAGCUGCAAACCAUCUUUGACUGGACUCGAAUACCGCUAGACGACCCAAAUCUUGGGCCUCAUCAUCAUUUUGCUCGAUCGGUCGAUUGGGGGUCAACCUCUUUGGGACCCGUGGAAACGUGGCCUAAUGACCUGCGCAUCAUGUCCAACAUGAUCAUGGGGAGUCCUCACCCUGCGGCGCUGUAUUGGGGCCCAGACUUUGUUGCCAUCUACAACGAAGCAUACAUUGCGCUCGCGGGUCAAAAGCACCCUCAGCUCAUGGGAAGCCGGUAUAAAGACGCUUGGUCGGAGAUAUGGGACAGCAUAGCGCCGGUUUUCGACGCUGCCUGGAAUGACGGGCGGGCAACCAUGAAGCACGACGAUGGUCUUUUCAUCUCUCGCCACGGUUUCCUCGAGGAGACCUUCUUCAACUGGGCCAUCAUUCCGUUGGUUGGUAGCGACGGCACCGUGGUGGCACUAUACAAUCCUGCCUUUGAAAACACGCGGCGCAAAGUCAGCGAGCGCAGAAUGUUGACGCUGCGCGAGGUCGGUGUCAAGACGUCACAGGCCAGGGAUGUGAAGGGAUUCUGGAAACAGCUUCAAAAGGGUCUCGAAUACAACCCCUAUGAUGUCCCCUUUGCUCUCAUCUACUCGGUCAGUGAAGAUAGUGAGAGCGAGGUUGGGUCCAUGGCUUCCGGCAACCUCAGCCACCCCCCAGUAAUCAACCUGGAAGGCUCGAUUGGCGUUCCCGAAGGGCACCCUUGCGCUGUGCCCUCGAUAAACUUACGGUCAAGCGAUGAAGGGUUUGCCCACUACAUGCGCGAGUCGAUGGUCGAUCUAGCCAUGCCCGUCAUCCUCAGUCUUGAAGACGGCACGUUUCCUGUUGAGCUCAUCCAGGGGCUUGACUGGCAGGGCUUUGGAGACCCAUGCACCACAAUUGUCAUCUUUCCAGUUCAUCCAACAACGUCGGUGGAUGCAGUGGUUGGCUUCAUCGUGUUGGGUAUCAACCCUCGACGACGCUACGACGACAACUACAAACUCUUUAUCAACUUGCUUUCACGCCAACUGGCAACGUCCAUGGCGUCUGUAGUCCUGUUCGAGGAAGAGAUCAAGCGUGGACAGAGAGCGGCCCGGUUGGCUGCGCUGGACCGCCAGGAACUUUCGAUGCAGUUACAUCUCCGUACUCAGGAAGCCGUCAAGAGCGAGUAUCGCUUCACUAGGAUGGCCGAGUUUGGACCAGUCGGUCUGUUUAUUGCCGAUGGUCAGGGCCAAAUAACCUUUGGAAACGAAUCGAUAUACCGGAUUUCAGGCAACGAACGGGCCACGAGCGGUCCAGAUUCGUGGAUGCACAGCAUUCGAGACGAGGAUAGACCGGGCGUGGAGGAAGUUUGGCACAAACUUUUGGACGAAAAGGUGGCUGUGACGCAUGAGUUCCGAUUCCGGGGUUCCAAGCGGCUGAUUGACGGUCACUCGGUCGAUAUUUGGGCAUUGAUGAGCGCCUACCCCGAAAAAGACGAGUACGGCGAGCUCAAGAGCAUUUUUGGUUGUAUCACGGACAUCUCACAACAAAAAUGGGCCGAAGACUUUCAGAAACAGAGGCGAGACGAGGCGGUUGAACUGAAGCGACAGCAAGAAAAUUUCAUCGAUAUAACAAGUCAUGAGAUGCGGAAUCCUCUGAGCGCCAUCCUUCAAUGCGCCGAUGAAAUAUCGUCAAGUCUCAACGAGUUCAAGCACGGAAAUGGUCCAGUCGAACAAACUCUGGGCGAAUUGACAGUGCUUGUCGAAAGUUGUGUCGAGGCAGCAAACACCAUCUCGCUGUGCGCCAGCCACCAGAAACGAAUUGUUGACGACAUCUUGACGCUUUCGAAACUUGAUUCCAAUCUGCUGUUGGUUACUCCUGUCGAUGUACAGCCUAUCAUGGUGGUGCAAAAUGUGCUCAGGAUGUUCGAGGCUGAGCUCCAGUCCAACGACAUCACGGGGCAGUUUAUUAUUGAGGAUUCGUACCGUGAUCUGGAGGUUGACUGGGUCAAGCUCGACCCGUCUCGCCUUCGCCAGGUGCUUAUUAAUCUAAUGACGAAUGCCAUCAAAUUCACACAAGGACGACCAACUCGCUCGAUCGUGAUCAAGCUUGGAGCAUCAAGGGAGGCGGAGAGAGAAAGCGGGCUCUCCUACAUCCCACCAAGGCACCCUGAUCAGAGAGAUCUUACUGAUGAGCCUGAUUGGGCUGAUGGAGAGAAGAUUCACUUGCAUCUUGCUGUGACGGACACCGGGCCAGGGCUGGACGAUGAUGAAAAGAAGAUUCUGUUCCAGCGCUUCUCUCAGGCAAGCCCCAGAACACACGUUCAAUACGGCGGCUCUGGGCUUGGACUCUUCAUCUGCAGGAUACUGACCGAGCUGCAAGGCGGGCAAAUUGGUGUCUUUUCCGAAAAGGGUGAGGGCAGCACAUUUGCCUUUUACAUCAAGAGCCGAAAAUCCGAUCACCCCCAGGUCAACCUCUCAGCCGCCGCGCCGACACCCCGGCCGACACCGCCACGACAAAUGCACCACUCUCAUGAGCCGGCUCCACAGCCAGGGCAAUCGACCCCAGAACCAGAACCGAAGCCAAAGCCAAUUACAAUGGUGCUUGAUGGGCCAGCCUUGGCUGGUGCAUUGCCCAAACCCGUCCGAGAACCCCAGAACAACUCGCCGUCGAUGGACAUCCUCAUCGUGGAGGACAACCUCGUGAACCAAAAGGUCCUACAACGACAGCUCCAGCGGUCAGGAAACAACACCCGCGUCGCCAACCACGGCGGCGAAGCUCUCAUUGAGCUCAGCAAAUCCCGUUUUUGGAACAAGGUAGCGGCCGCAGCAGAAAACGAGCACCCACCUCCCCCGCAAAGACAAGAUUCUGAGAUUCUUCCUGAUGGUAUGGGAGACGUGAAAAUGGCCGACGAGGAGGACGAGGACAAUGACGACGACAAGGGCGAGCGCAACAUUUCGGUCAUUCUGAUGGACCUCGAAAUGCCCGUCAUGGACGGCAUGUCGUGCACGAGGGAGAUUAGGCGGCUGGAGAGAAAGGGGGUGCUGACGGGUCAUGUGCCGAUUAUUGCGGUGACGGCUUAUGCGCGGCCGGAGCAGAUUGAGAAUGCAAAGGCCGCUGGUGUUGACGACGUAAUAUCAAAGCCGUUCCGCCUGCAAGAGUUGCUGCCAAAGAUCGAGGAGCUGGUGGCAAAGUACAAGACUUUGUCUUGUGAGGCUUAA